Durotheca rogersii is the source of this 2216-nucleotide messenger RNA. Its product is annotated as H+/nucleoside cotransporter-like protein. Gene Ontology annotation, cellular component: membrane. Gene Ontology annotation, biological process: nucleoside transmembrane transport. Gene Ontology annotation, molecular function: symporter activity; nucleoside transmembrane transporter activity. Lineage: Eukaryota; Fungi; Ascomycota; Sordariomycetes; Xylariales; Xylariaceae. The record is from RefSeq and is a predicted model, not a curated record. Bases 107 to 1996 code for a protein of 629 amino acids. The transcript is spliced from 4 exons.
CUCGGUACGUCGAAUUGGUGAGAAUCGGGGCUCAAUUCGAGGGCGGACCCGCACAGGGAGUGUUCUGUCCAGGAAUUGCCCUCUCCGCGACUGGGACUUCGAGACGAUGGCGUCUCCAGAGCACAAGGGCCCCGCCGGCCACAAUGCCUCCGCGCAAGAGGGCGUGGCUGCUAACCCCGAUCCCGUUCUCGACUUCGCGAACGAGCACCGUCACGAACAUGUGCACCACGGUGGCCCGGCUGCAGACCAUGCCAACCACCCGGAUGAGGUCAUGUACUCGGCAACUGUACCAGACAAGAGCAUGGACAAGCCCCGCGACUACGCCGCCGCCGAGAAGUCGGUCACCGACGAGGAUAGCGGAAACGUGGGCCACAUCCGCAGCAGCAGGGACGGUAGCGCGAAGGGCUUCAUCAAAUACUACUACCGGAAAUUUAGGCUCGUUGUCCACCUCGCCAUCUGGGCCGUCUUCACAGCGUGGUGGAUCUACGGCCUCGUCCGCUUCCGGAAUGAGAAGAACUGGCUGAUCCCGUUCUUGGUGUAUCUGGCCAUCACCCUUCGCAUCGUCUUCCUCUGGAUCCCCAUCAAGUACGCCAUGAUGCCUGUCAAGUUAGUAUGGCGUCACACGGCCUUCAAGGCCUACGAGAUGACCCCGAAGAAGCUUCACCACCCGAUCGCUGCUGCCGUCACCGUCGCCGUCUUCCUGAUCGGCUCCAUGGUGCCCGAGGAGACGGGCGAGAACACCCGCGCCAGCCGAGCCCAGUCUCUCUUCGGCCUCGUCGUCAUGAUCGCUGUCCUCACCGUGACGUCCAGGAAUUGGAGGAAGAUCCCUUGGCAUACCGUCAUAGGUGGGAUGCUCACCCAGUUUAUCGUCGCCGUUUUCGUCUUGCGAACACAGGCCGGAUACGACAUCUUCUACUUCAUUUCCGAGCUAGCCCAAAGUCUUCUGGGCUUCGCCGACGAGGGAGUCAUAUUUCUCACGGACCCCUCGGUGCCCGAGCUACCCUGGUUCUUCACUGGUGUCAUACCGCCCAUCAUCUUCUUUGUCGCCUUCGUCUCCCUGCUGUAUCACGUCGGUCUUAUCCAGUGGUUCAUCGGCAAGUUUGCCGUCUUCUUCUUCUGGGGUCUCAAGGUGUCGGGUGCGGAGGCCGUCGUCGCCGCCGCGACGCCCUUCAUCGGACAGGGAGAGUCGGCCAUGCUCGUGCGCCCGUUCGUACCGCACAUGACCAUGGCCGAGAUCCACCAGGUCAUGACGUGCGGUUUUGCCACCAUCGCUGGCUCCGUUCUGAUCGUGUACAUUGGGUUCGGUCUGAAUGCGCAGGCGCUUGUGUCGUCUUGCAUCAUGUCCAUCCCGGCGUCCCUAGCCGUGUCCAAGAUGCGGUAUCCGGAGACCGAGGAGACGCUGACGUCGGGACGCGUCGUCAUCCCUGACGACGAGGAGCACAGGGCGGCAAACGCGCUCCACGCCUUUGCCAACGGCGCCUGGCUCGGCCUGAAGAUCUCGGGGAUGAUCGUGGCCACGCUGCUCUGCAUCAUCGCGUUCGUCGGCCUGAUCAACGGCCUCCUCACGUGGUGGGGCGGCUAUUGGGGUAUCAACGACCCUCCGUUGAGGCUCGAGCUGAUCCUUGGCUACAUAUUCUACCCCCUAGCCUGGCUGCUCGGCGUGCCCAAUCAGAACCUCUUGCAGGUCGGCGAGCUCAUCGGGCAGAAGAUUGUCAUCAAUGAGUUCGCCGCGUUCCGCUCCCUCCAAAACGUCGAGCGAUACCAGGACAUGACCGACCGGGCCCGGCUUAUCGCUACCUAUGCUUGUUGUGGCUUUGGCAAUCUCGGUUCUCUCGGGACCCAGAUCGGUGUCCUGUCGCAGAUCGCCCCCGGCCGCGCUGGAGAUGUCUCCAAGGUUGCCUUCUCAGCUUUGAUUUCAGGCGUCAUCUCGACGCUGACGUCCGCCAGCGUUGCCGGCAUGCUGUAUACUAACACGAUAGGUACUGCUAUCGUCUAGGAGGCCCGACAGGGACGAUAUGUUAGUCGAAUACUCAAAGGUCACAUAGUAGACAAGCGUAGUGCUAAAUCCGUGAAUGAGGUGCCCCCAGAUAGAAUAUCUAGUAAUGCCCGGAUAUAACUACACGCGGGUGGACUCGAGUCGAGUUGACGUAGUAGCGUAUAAUCAAGUUAUAUUACAUCUAAAGUCCGAGUUGUGGCCCGUCAUGACCUCGUCCCUG